Messenger RNA from Arabis nemorensis, 1077 nucleotides. NCBI's taxonomy places the organism in Eukaryota, Viridiplantae, Streptophyta, Magnoliopsida, Brassicales, Brassicaceae. The record is from the annotation of a GenBank genome assembly.
AUGAUAAGCAAGGAUCCGAGAUCAAGUUUACCACCAGGGUUUCGAUUUCAUCCAACAGAUGAAGAACUCAUUCUCCAUUACCUAAGGAAAAAGGUUUCCUCUUCACCAGUUCCGCUUUCGAUCAUCGCCGAUGUCGAUAUCUACAAAUCCGAUCCAUGGGAUUUACCAGCUAAGGCUCCGUUUGGGGAGAAAGAGUGGUAUUUUUUCAGUCCGAGGGAUAGAAAAUAUCCUAAUGGAGCACGGCCGAACAGAGCGGCCGCGUCUGGAUAUUGGAAAGCAACCGGAACAGAUAAACUAAUCGCGGUAUCAAAUGGCAAAGGAUUUCAAGAAAACAUUGGUAUAAAAAAGGCUCUUGUGUUUUAUAGAGGAAAGCCUCCAAAAGGUGUUAAAACCAAUUGGAUAAUGCAUGAGUAUCGUCUUGCCGAAUCUCUAUCUCCCAAAAGAGUCGGCUGUUCUAGGACCGGUAGUGAAUUCAAUAAUUUGGGAGAUAAGAAUUUGAAGUCUAAAGAAUAUUCCAUGAGGCUGGAUGACUGGGUUCUUUGCCGGAUUUACAGGAAAUCACACGCUUCAUUGUCAUCACAAGAUGUUGCUUCGGCCACAAGCGAUCAAGAACAUGAGGAAAAUGACAAUGAACCAUUUGUAGUCCGCGAAACCCUUUUGCCAAAUUUGGCAAACGAUCAAACCCUUAAACGCCAGAAGUCUUCAUUCUCGAACUUAUUAGACGCUACAGAUUUGACGUUCCUAACCAAUUUUCUAAACGAAAAUCCAGACAAUCGUACCGAGUCUGAGUUUUCUUUUAUGCUUGGCAAUUUCUCUAAUCCCGACAUCUAUGGAAACAGUUACUUGGAUCAAAAGUUACCUCAAUUGAGCUCUCCUACUUCAGAGAUAAGCUUGAUCGGAAACAAGAGAGAACGAGUAGAUUUUGCGGAAGAAACGAUGAACACUUCGAAGAAAAUGAUGAGCACAUUUAGUUACAAUAAUAGUAUAGAUCAUCAAAUGGAUCAUACUAUGAUUCAACAAUCUAGUUUUCUGCACCAGGAAUUCUUGAUGAGUCCUCACCUUCAAUAUCAACGCUAG